This is a messenger RNA of Acipenser ruthenus (sterlet), 2159 nucleotides long. Its product is annotated as charged multivesicular body protein 1a-like. Gene Ontology annotation, biological process: protein transport; endosome transport via multivesicular body sorting pathway; late endosome to vacuole transport. The record is from RefSeq and is a predicted model, not a curated record. Bases 146 to 742 code for a protein of 198 amino acids. Gene Ontology annotation, cellular component: multivesicular body; ESCRT III complex. The transcript is spliced from 7 exons. Lineage: Eukaryota; Metazoa; Chordata; Actinopteri; Acipenseriformes; Acipenseridae.
GGCGUGGGAUCCCUGCUCACGUGCUUAAUUACUACAGCAAAACCGGAAGAGGAAGAGAAGCCUAAAUUUGUGUUUAUGACUAGGUGUUAUGCAGUGGAAUCUUUAAUUUUCAUAAUACCAUUUUACAAGACUUGUAUAUGAAAUUAUGGACGAUACAUUGUUUCAGCUGAAGUUUACGGCGAAGCAGCUGCAGAAGCUGGCAAAGAAAGCAGAGAAGGACUCCAGAACUGAACAGGCCAAAGUGAAAAAGGCUCUUCAGCAGAAGAAUGUGGAGUGUGCCAGGGUCUAUGCAGAGAAUGCCAUCAGGAAGAAGAAUGAAGGGGUGAACUGGCUGAGAAUGGCAUCUCGAGUGGAUGCGGUGGCGUCAAAAGUUCAAACAGCAGUAACAAUGAAGGGGGUUACAAAAAAUAUGGUUCAAGUUACAAAAGCACUGGACAAAGCCCUGGGCUCAAUGGAUCUCCAGAAGGUGUCGGCUGUUAUGGACAAGUUUGAAACGCAAGUCCAAAAUCUGGACGUUCACACCUCGGUCAUGGAGGACUCAAUGAGUUCGGCCACCACCUUGACCACACCCCAGGAGCAGGUGGACAGCCUGAUCAUACAGAUCGCAGAGGAGAGCGGCCUGGAGGUCAUGGACCAGCUGAAAGAUCUGCCAGCUGGAGCAACUUCACUGGGAGAGAGCUCGGCCCGCGUGCAGGAUAAAGAGGACCAGCUCUCAAGGAGGUUGGCUGCCUUACGUCAUUAAAAAGUGCUUUGUUUAGAAGAGAAAACAGCCAGUAUUGCUUUAAAGGGCUGUCUGCAGGGGACAGUAUAGUAUGAGCUCCAUGUAUUGUAUUCAGCUGUAUGUAUAAGCACUCUGGCUUCCUAUUAUUGAUCUUCCCUAUAGUACCUGUUUCAUUUUAUUGAUGACUGAUCUCACUAUGACUGAAAGGAUGCUGCUGAACAUCAGGCAGCCCAGAAACAGCUUGACAAUCCAGUGUAUGGUUUAUUAUGCUGUUCUCUUGGUUGGUUUUUAUUGAACACUCUGCCACCUUGUUGUUUUUUUCUCUCUCAACUCUCUAUGUAUGCUGGUCUGAUUCACAUAAUGUAACCCAAAAACACUAAAGUACUGCAUAUAGUAAAACUACUACAUGAAUAUUGUUCGCAGAUGAAGAUUAAACAAACAGAUGCAUUUAGUAUGACUUAAUACCAAAUAACACCUUUUGAUUGUACAGUUUUAUAUAUAGUAAAAUGACUGUUAGACCACAUGGAAUAUCUGUAAAUUUCUGCUAAUUCUCAGAACAUUUUUAUUUGUUAUUGAUCAGUCAUAGCCAGUCGGAAAUUGAAUAAUGGAUAGUUAGUAAUGUAUUGGUGCAGCCAACAGAACUUGGAAUAUGCAGGUGUGCUAUAUGAUUAGUUUGCAUGUAUAUGAACCAUGUCCUUCUAAGCGAAGAAACUUCUGCCUCUAACCGUCAAGUUUUUUUCACUGGGCUGUCUGUUCCGAUUGAUAACAAGCUCCACGUCUAAAUAACUUGCAUAAAAACAGAAGAUAGUGAAAACUAACACGCCCAGUUCGUAAAUUGGAAGUGGUGUUCAUGAAGUUGGAGUUACUUUCUCGGUAUGCAGUAACAGCGGACUGAAAUAAUUUGAAAAACCCUUUAAACUCUGCUCAUUUAGUUACAGUAGUAUUAGUUAUUAUAACCCCCACCCCCACUCUGCAAACAAUCUAUGUAGUAAAAUGAGUAUUGCCUUAUACAAAUACAGGUGCUUGCUGAAGAGCUCAACAGUCUAUGGUGCCAGAAUGCCUCUCGUUAGAGUAAUGAUACAUAGGAGAUUACAGGCGUAUUUGCAUGGUUUAGCUGAUUAAUAAAAAAAUAUAGACCUCUGACAAGCCUUUAAUAUAAUAGGUAGUACCUGUCACAUAUGAAACAAGGUACACUAUGGUGUAUUGUGGGGAAUUAUUUUAGGGUUAUGUGGGAUCUUAAUGGACAUGAUUGGAUCAAAACAUUUUCUUUAUGUAAUUUACAGUUAUGGAUGAUUUAAUAUCUUUGUCUGCUUAUGCUUUUAAAUGGUUCUUUUUGGUGUGGUCCAACUCAAUUUAUUGAUUGUUCAAAGAUAUAUAGAGACAGUAAUUUUUUUUUUGGUUUUGUAUUUUGAAAUAAACCCUGUUCAUUCUGUUUAAA